Zalophus californianus (California sea lion) is the source of this 4137-nucleotide messenger RNA. It is a transcript of the gene NOC3L, whose product is annotated as NOC3 like DNA replication regulator. The record is from RefSeq and is a predicted model, not a curated record. The coding region runs from base 135 to 2534 and encodes 799 amino acids. Gene Ontology annotation, cellular component: nucleolus. Gene Ontology annotation, molecular function: chromatin binding. Gene Ontology annotation, biological process: DNA replication initiation. NCBI's taxonomy places the organism in Eukaryota, Metazoa, Chordata, Mammalia, Carnivora, Otariidae. The transcript has 21 exons.
GGGGAGGAGCCAGCGGUAGCUUCCGCCUUGCGCAGUGUUGGGACUUGGGCACGUGUGUUAAUUGCCGACUCGCGAUUCCUGGGUUAACUCUAUCCCUGGUGAAAGUGUAGGGUCGGGACUCUUCAUAUUUAAGGAUGAAGGCGAGAAGAAAUAAAAAACAGAUCCCCAGCUUUCGGAAGUUACUAAAAACUAGUAAAGUCAAGCUUGAAAACAAGCUAAAAAAUAAGCAAUUUAAACAACAAAGCACUCUCAAGAAGUACCGAAAAGAACAGAGGAAACUAAGGCAAGCUGUAAAAGAUGCUGUGUCUAAGAAACCGAUCCCACUGGAGGACCCAAAGGAAAAACGACCAGGUAAAAGGAUUGAGCGGGAAGAGGAGGAAGAAGAGGAAGCCCUUCCUUUGGAUAUGAUGGAUGAAGAUGACUUACAGUUAAUGAGAGACUUAGGACAAAGAGCGUCUUUUUUAACGAGAGAUCUUUCUUCUAGUGAACCUGUUCACGCCAAGAAACGAAAGCAUGAGCGUGUUAUAGAUAAAUAUGAAAAAAUACCAAGAACUCUGCAAACUGCACCAGAGAAGGAACUGAUUCACUUACUUCCUAUCAAGGAUAAAAGUGGUAUAAUCCCACGGACCAGGGAGAAGCCAGUUACAGACAGUAACCAAGAUGAAGAAGAUCAAGAAGAGCUGGAACUUGAGGAAGAGAUCGUUGAAGAUCCCAUUCGAGAGCUGACAUUAGAAGAACAUUUGAUUGAGAGAAGGAAGAAAUUACAGGAGAAGAAAAUGCAUAUUGCAGCCUUGGCAUCUGCCAUAUUAUCAGACCCAGAAAGUAACAUUAAAAAAUUGAAAGAACUGCGUUCCAUGCUGAUGGAACAGAAUCCUGAUGUGGCUGUUACUGUUCGAAAGCUGGUGAUAAUUUCCCUGCUGGAGUUAUUUAAAGACAUUACUCCUUCAUACAAAAUACGACCCCUCACAGAAGCAGAAAAAUCUACCAAGAUCCGCAAAGAAACCCAGAAGUUAAGAGAAUUUGAAGAAGGCCUGGUUAGCCAAUAUAAAUUUUAUUUGGAAAAUCUGGAGCAAGUGGUUAAAGACUGGAAGCAAAGGAAACUGAAGAAAAGUAAUGUAGUUUCCUUAAAGGCCUACAAAGGACUGGCGGAAGUGGCUGUGAGGAGCCUCUGUGAGCUGUUGGUGGCACUACCUCAUUUCAACUUUCACAACAACAUCAUUGUGUUGAUCGUCCCUCUCAUGAAUGACGUGUCAAAAUCGAUAUCUGAAAUGUGUUGUGAGGCAGUGAAGAAACUGUUUAAACAAGAUAAAUUAGGCCAAGCUUCCCUUGGUGUGAUUAAAGUGAUUUCUGGUUUUGUGAAGGGCAGAAAUUACGAAGUUAGGCCAGAGAUGUUAAAGACAUUCUUGUGCUUAAGAAUCAAAGAGGUGGAAGUGAAAAAAGAUACAGAGGACAUUAAUAAACCAAAAAAGUUCAUGACUUUCAAGGAAAAGAGAAAAAGUCUAUCAAGAAUGCAGAGAAAGUGGAAGAAAGCAGAAGAGAAACUAGAGCGAGAGCUACUGGAGGCAGAAGCUUCAGAGAGCACGGAGAGAAAACUUAAACUGCACACGGAGACUUUGAAUAUUGUGUUUGUGACCUACUUCAGAAUAUUGAAGAAGGCCCAGAGGUCACCUCUCCUGCCAUCAGUUCUAGAAGGCCUUGCCAAGUUUGCUCACCUUAUAAAUGUGGAGUUUUUUGAUGAUUUAUUAGUAGUACUGCAUACUCUCAUCGAAUCUGGUGACCUGAGCUAUCGAGAAAGCCUUCACUGCGUCCAGACUGCUUUUCAUAUUCUUUCUGGGCAAGGUGAUGUUCUGAAUAUUGAUCCGAUGAAAUUCUAUACACAUCUGUAUAAAACACUGUUCAAGUUACAUGCAGGUGCUACCAAUGAAGGUGUCGAGAUUCUGCUCCAGUGCCUUGAUGUCAUGCUAACUAAGCGCAGGAAGCAGGUUUCUCAGCAGAGAGCCCUUGCUUUCAUCAAGCGUCUUUGUACCCUUGCUCUUCACGUUCUUCCAAAUUCAAGCAUUGGCAUUUUAGCAACUAACAGAAUAUUAAUGCACACUUUCCCAAAAACAGAUCUGUUGCUUGACAAUGAGUCUCAGGGAAGUGGGGUUUUCCUUCCUGAGCUGGAUGAACCCGAGUACUGUAAUGCUCAGAACACUGCGCUUUGGGAAUUGCAUACACUACGGAGACAUUACCAUCCUGUUGUGCAGAGAUUUGCAGCUCACCUGAUCGCUGGAGCCCCCUCUGAAGGCUCAGAAGCACUCAAACCGGAGUUGAGCCGGAGAUCUGCUGCAGAACUCUUUGAGACAUACAGCAUGGCUGCAAUGACAUUCAAUCCUCCUGUUAAAUCUUCAAGUUCCAAAAGGAAGAGUGAAGUUUUACAAGGGGAUUCAUUUUUGAAUGAAGAUUUAAAUCAACUAAUCAAAAGACAUUGCAGUGAAGUAGCUACUCACUUGCCUCUGGAUUUCACCAAAUAUUUGAAAACAUCACUACGGUAGUAGAAGAAGGAGGAGUCGGUGGACUUUCUCUUAUAUUUGUUUAGAUGCAUAUAGAGACCUACUGUUAAUUUAGAACAUUCUCUUUUUAUACAGGGGAAGCUUCCUAAGAAAAUUAACAGCAGAGGGAGAAUUACGCUUUGCAUGGCACAGGGUUCUGCCCCAAUUCUGAAAUUGUCAUUAAGAAAGGAGAAUUGAAAACCACCUACCCCCAUAUUUGGAAGUUUCUUAAUGACAUUGUCUUUUUAAAACUUACAUAUCUUGGGAUGCCUGGGUAGCUCAGUUGGUUGAGUGUCCAACUCUGGAUUUUGGCUCAGGUCUUGAUUUCAGGGUCGUGAGAUUGAGCCCCACGUCGGGCUCUAUGCUAGGUGUGGAGCCUGCCUAAGAUUCUCUCUCCCCCUCUGUCCCAACCCCCUGCACUCCCCCCCAAAAAAAACACCCAAAAACAAAAAACUUAAUAUACAUCUUAAGUUAUAGUUUUAAAAGAAUCUUUGGAGUGAACUUAAUUGGAUUACAGCUGUCCCCUUAAAAUGAGGGCAUAGAGUGCAGAAAAAUCAAGACCAUGAAAUUGCGUUUUAAAAUUCAGCACUUUUUUUCAUUUAUUUAUUUUAAAGAUUUUACUUAUUUGAGAGAGAGAGAGAACCAGAACACAAGCAGGGGGAGUGGGAGAGGGAACAGCAGGCUUCCUGCCGAGCAGGGAGCCCGAUGCGGGGCUCCAUCCCCAGGACCCCGGGAUCAUGACCUGAGCUGAAGGUAGACGCUUAUGGACUGAGCCACCCAGGUACCCCUCAGCUACUCUUUAUAACCAAAACUCUUUCAAAUGAAAUAAAUAUAUUUUUUUGCAAUACUACAGAUGGAAAUGAGAAAAAUUCUACACUUGAGUAUAUUUUCAGGAAGACUUUUAUUUUUUUAUUUUUUUUAAAGAUUUUAUUUAUUCACUUGAGAGAGAGAGAGAGCAUAUGAGAGGGGGGAGGGUCAGAGGGAGAAGCAGGUUCCCCGCUGAGCAGGGAGCCCGAUGCGGGACUCGAUCCCGGGACUCCAGGAUCAUGACCUGAGCCGAAGGCAGUAGCUUAACCAACUGAGCCACCCAGGUGCCCUUCAGGAAGAUUUUUGAGAAAAGAAAAAAUAGCUUGAAAUUGGUGAUCAGGUUCAUUGGCUCUGGCUGAAUGAUACACUUCAAGAAGUAACUUAAUUUGAUCUUUUUAAAAAAGGACGAGAGUGUUCAUUAUGGCUACUUGCAAAAAGAGUUUGAAUGUGAUUCUAGUCUCUUCACAGUUCUUCGCAUUUUCUGCCGUGUUCGGGAGGGUCGAUGGGGGAAGAAUGGGUGGAAAAACCAAGUUGAAGACUUGCCUCUGUUUUAAGGAUAAAUGGUGCCUGUUGAGGGGCUUCUCCUCCUUCUCCUCCUCCUGCCGCUCUUCUUCCUUCAUCUUCCUUCGUCGUUAUUGUCUGUCCAGAUACAGUCCUGUUCUUAUGACUAUAAUUAAAAAGCAAUAUUUUACCUGAGCUAUCGCCAUAUUCUAGGAAUGGCCUAUGAAAUAAGUUUUUGUAACAACCAGGUUAUAAAUACUCUCUAGUGUGAAUAAUUGAAUAAAACACCUGCCUUUUC